AUGAGUUCCGUGCUUGGUCGAGGACUUCGGACGUGUGUUCAAAUUCCAAUACUAUCGUACUCAAAGGCGCCUAAACUUCGAACUUUGACGCAAAAAAUGUCAUCAGCAUCAAGCUCUGCUUCCGUUAUGUCUUCUCUACCUUCCUUUUAUGAGCGAACUCCUAUCCCAAAUGAUCCAACUCGUCCGUUCGUGCGUUCAGCCGCAUGCUUGAUCAUCGGUGAUGAAGUGCUCAAUGGUAAGACCCAUGAUACAAACAGUAAUAAGAUGGCAAAAAUGUGUUUUGAGAUGGGUAUCGAGUUGAAGCGCGUAGAAGUAAUCGCAGACGAUGAGAAGGAGAUUGUCGAGGCCGUUCAAAGGAUGUCGCGGAACUACGACUGGGUAGUUACAAGUGGUGGUAUUGGACCUACGCCAGAUGAUAUCACGUACGAAUCGAUUGCGAAGGCAUUUGGUAAGGAGCCACUUGAGUACAACGAUGAGACUCUGCGUCGGAUGGAAAUUGCGAUUCGACAUCGAUACAAAGACAUACCAGACACGGAUGACGUGCGAGAAGCCCAAAAGCGUAUGGCUCUCUUUCCUCGUGAGUCAGAAGUGAUAUUUCCUACGGAACAACUUUGGGUACCGGUCGUUCGUGUGAAUGGCAAUGUGUGCAUAUUGCCAGGUAUUCCUAGUUUGUUCGAGGCAUUGCUCCAUGCGAUGCAGCCAUAUCUGCACCUGGAUCCAAACAUGCCGCGACCUAUUCGAUGCCUUAUUCAGACAAGUCUACCUGAAAGCGUGAUCAGCCCUCUAUUGAAGCGACUGACCCUGUCCGGUAAGAAAGAUGGAAUUCGUGUGGGGUCAUACCCUAAGUGGGAUAAGGGAGUCCACAUAUCGCUAAUUGGUUUCGACCAAGCGCUCAUUGACCAAUAUGCACAGCAAGUUAUGCAGGAGACUGGUGGCCAGCUUGCUAGUAUCUAG
Molecule: messenger RNA, 954 nt
Organism: Malassezia globosa CBS 7966
Lineage: Eukaryota; Fungi; Basidiomycota; Malasseziomycetes; Malasseziales; Malasseziaceae
Exons: 4
Coding region: 1-954 (317 amino acids)
Source: RefSeq, a predicted model, not a curated record